UUUUCAGUUCCACCUUAAGUCGCACCAGUGAACUUGUGUGGUGUAAAGUAAUUAUCGUCAAUCUGUUAACGUGUGCCCGGACCUGCGGUCUGCGUAGCGCUGGUGGUACGUGUACCACAGGUUGGGAACUGGUGCUAAAUGCUUCCGGAGAUCUCGGCUGGGGAGCUGUCGCAGGCCGGGAUCCGGGCAGCGAAGCCUGGCUGCUUGUCAAGAAAUUUACGGCCUCGCCUGGAACUUGGAAUCGACUUCGAAAUUAUAGUUAUAGAUGAUGGAAGCCCAGAUGGGACACAGGAAGUUGCUGAACAAUUGAAAGGGAUAUAUGGAUCAGAUAAAAUUCUUCUAAGACCCAGAGCUAAAAAGUUGGGAUUGGGCACUGCUUAUAUUCAUGGAAUGCAGCAUGCCACGGGGAAUUUUAUUAUUAUUAUGGAUGCUGACCUCUCGCAUCAUCCAAAAUUUAUUCCGGAGUUCAUCAGAAAGCAAAAAGAAGGUAAUUUUGACAUUGUAUCUGGAACACGGUAUAGAGGAAAUGGAGGAGUGUAUGGCUGGGAUUUGAAAAGAAAAAUAAUCAGUCGUGGUGCCAACUUUAUAACUCAGAUUUUGCUGAGACCAGGUGCAUCAGACUUAACAGGAAGUUUCAGGUUAUACAGAAAAGAGGUCUUGGAGAAACUAAUGGAAAAAUGUGUUUCUAAAGGCUACGUCUUCCAGAUGGAAAUGAUUGUUCGGGCUAGACAAUUAGGAUACACCAUUGGAGAGGUUCCAAUAUCAUUUGUGGACCGUGUCUAUGGAGAAUCUAAACUGGGAGGCAAUGAAAUUAUCUCUUUCUUAAAAGGACUGUUGACUUUGUUUGCUACUACUUAAGUUUACUUUAGACAAAUCUUUAUUUAAAAGUAACAUUUUCUUGCAUUACGUGUCAUUUUAAUAUAUUCUAUAGCAGAAGCUCACUAAUUUGUCUACUGACCAAAACACUUAUUUGCAAAUUAGUGAUAAAAUGAACCAAAAAUAAGAAAAUAUACAGAUGUCUUCAGAUGUAAUAUACAGUAUUACAGAAUAUUCUUUUUCUAAUUAAAUGAACUAGUAUAUUUAUGAACUGUUCAAAAUUAAUACAUUGUAGUAGUUUGUUUGUUUUUUAACCCCAAAAUCUUAAUAAAUGAGACCAUGCUUAAAUUCUGAACAAUUAAAUCUUGAUUGAAAAA
Messenger RNA from Alligator sinensis (Chinese alligator), 1193 nucleotides. It is a transcript of the gene DPM1, whose product is annotated as dolichyl-phosphate mannosyltransferase subunit 1, catalytic. Gene Ontology annotation, biological process: protein O-linked glycosylation via mannose; GPI anchor biosynthetic process. The record is from RefSeq and is a predicted model, not a curated record. The transcript has 9 exons. Lineage: Eukaryota; Metazoa; Chordata; Crocodylia; Alligatoridae. Gene Ontology annotation, cellular component: endoplasmic reticulum membrane. Gene Ontology annotation, molecular function: dolichyl-phosphate beta-D-mannosyltransferase activity. Bases 139 to 858 code for a protein of 239 amino acids.